AGCGCGAGCAGAAGAAGCAGAAGUCCAAGGCGAGACGAGCCAGGCGGGAGGCGGAGGCUCGUGGCGAGGAGGUGGAGCGCAAGGAGCCGCGUUCCAUCGACAAGAUGCGCGAGCCAGACGAGACCAUCGUCCCUCCAGACGACAGCGAGGUGGAGGACGAUGAAGCGAUGGAUGAGUUCGAGAAGUAUUUCUCGGGCGACCAGGUGCCGAAAAUAUUGUUAACGACCCAGAAGAAGCCAUCCUCGAAGAUGUUCGACUUGUUGAAAGAGCUUAUCCAUGUUAUCCCGAAUACGUUUUAUUAUCCAAGGAAGGAGUUCACAUUCAAGAAAAUAUGUAAGGAGGCUGGUGACAGGGGCUUCACUGACAUUAUCCUGUUCCACGAGAAGGCCAAGCAGGUGCAGGGAUUGUACAUUUGCCAUCUGCCACAUGGCCCGACAUCCUACUGGAGAUUAACUCGUCUGAAAUUGGGACAAGAAAUGAAGGGGAGCGCCACCUGCAACGCCAGCCACCACCCCGAGCUCAUCCUGAACAACUUCGUGACGCGCCUCGGCCGGCGUGUGGGGCGGCAGCUGCUCGCGCUGUUCCCGCAGAAGCCGGACUUCGUCGGCAGAAGAACGGUCACGUUUCACAACCAGCGUGACUUCGUCUUUUUCCGGCACUAUAGGCUGGGACAGGGCAUUCUGGGAAGCAGAUAUAUGGGGAAGAAGUGUCUCGUGUUGCUUGUGCUGUAGCGGGUUAGAUUGAGGGUAGUCGCAUCAUGGAAGCCAAGCACUUCGGCGCAUGCUUGAGGAAGCGGUGGAUGACGCGUUGCAGGCCAUCGGAUCAGAACGCAUGCCGCAAAUCGAGAUUUAUUGAAAGUUUGCACUGUUCUGUCUUCUCUUUACGGGAAGGCCUCCCAUGCGUCCAUAAUCACUGUCGUCUCGGUGCUCGGCGUGGUCUGCAGGCGCUGUAACUCCGCUCCCCAAUUUCCAGUCUGGUGGGCUCAUGCCCCUGGAAGCGAAGUGUUGCUCUGUUGACGUCUUGGAUGCCCAGGGGCUGAAAGCGAUGAUCGCCCUGUCCUCCCUGAUGAAGGGAGGGGAGGUAAAGAGAGGUGCAUGCCCAGGGUGGAAGGGGCUGGGUCAGGUGAGAACUGCAUGGGUGUUGUCGCAUUUUGCCCUGAGCAUGUGUUUGGAUGGGCUUUGAGCAGAGAAUUGUCUUCUGCAACUCGUCUGAAAGAGGUCCUGAAGCAGGGUGCACAAGAGGAUGAGAUGGGGGAGGGGAAGAGUAUCUCUUGGUUCUUAUCGGUUAGCAUGGGAAGGUACGUCUUCAAAGACGACGGCACCAAGUGCAGGCUGCAAGAGAUCGGACCAAGAUUCUCGAAGCUGACGCGACGCCGGGCACUGUAAUUACUCUGGUUCGUCGUGUUCGGAUAGGGGGAUGUGUUGACGCCUCAGGGGUUAGCCUGACACCGCCCAGAAUUCCAAGGUAGGACGCGCCGAAAUGUACAGACCGAGAGGACACCCAGAAGGCGUGCCACUGGGUCUGUGGAUACGUGUGGCCAUUCGGG
Messenger RNA from Prorocentrum cordatum, 1546 nucleotides. Lineage: Eukaryota; Dinophyceae; Prorocentrales; Prorocentraceae. The record is from the annotation of a GenBank genome assembly.